AUCUUUAAUUAAUUAAAUAAAAUGCUUGGAUCAUACAAGAGAUAUUGGGAGCCAUCUCUUACAGAAGUGGUUGGUCUUUCAGUGCCAGUAGGUGCAGUUGCCACAUUCCUCACUUAACCAUUGGAAUUUGUUAAAACUAGAAUCUAAGUCAGAACUGAAGGAAUUGGUUUGAGAUAAUUGAAAAAUGAAUUGGGAGUGAAUCCAUGGAGAAUAUUCAGAGAGAUUCAUGAAACUGGAGGUGGUUUGGCUCAUUUUUAUUAUGGAUUUGAUGCAGCAAUAUACAGUAGAUUGGGCUAUCUCUUUAUCAGAAACUUUUUAUAUAAAGCAAUAUACGAUUAAGUUAAGCCAGUCAAACCAUUCAAUGAUUUGACACUCAGAGAAAAGGCUGUUCUCUCUGGAUCUGUAGGAGCAUUUGCUGCUUUUGUUACAUCUCCAUUCGAAUUAGCUCAAGUCAGAAUGAUUGCUGACGGUGGUCUCCCUCAACCAAUCAGAAGAAAUUACAAAUCCGCAUUCGAUGCCAUUAAUAGAAUCUAGGUUGAAGAAGGAGGAAGCAGAGCAUUGUUCAGAGGAGCCUUUGCUCAUGUGGUCAAAUUGGCAGCCUUGAACGUAUCCUUAACUGGACCCAUAUGA
Molecule: messenger RNA, 630 nt
Organism: Paramecium tetraurelia
Lineage: Eukaryota; Ciliophora; Oligohymenophorea; Peniculida; Parameciidae
Exons: 4
Biological process (GO): thiosulfate transport; succinate transmembrane transport; phosphate ion transmembrane transport
Molecular function (GO): malate transmembrane transporter activity; thiosulfate transmembrane transporter activity; antiporter activity
Source: RefSeq, a predicted model, not a curated record